GCAGCGCUCGACGCCCGGUCCUGGCGCAGGCGUCCUCGUCUUGCUCACGCCCCGCUCCCUCAGCCUCCGGGUUCCGCGGAUUUCGGGUGGGGCUAGACGGCGGCGAGUGACAGCAACUGCAGGAGGCCCGCGCUGCGAGGGCGAUGGCCAUGUCGGACAGCGGGGCGAGCCGCCUGCGGCGACAGCUGGAAUCAGGGGGGUUUGAGGCGCGGCUGUACGUGAAGCAGCUGUCGCAGCAGUCGGACGGGGACCGCGACCUGCAAGAGCACCGACAGCGCGUGCAGGCGCUGGCAGAGGAGACGGCGCAGAACCUGAAGCGCAAUGUCUACCAAAACUACCGGCAGUUUAUCGAGACUGCGCGGGAGAUCUCCUACCUGGAGAGCGAAAUGUACCAGCUUAGCCACCUGCUGACCGAGCAGAAGAGUAGUUUAGAGAGCAUCCCGUUGGCUCUGCUGCCCGCCGCUGCCGCGGGGGCCGCCGCAGGCGAGGACGCGGCGGGCGCUGGGGCGCGGGACCGCCGCCGCGGCCAGGCCGGCUUCCUGCCCGGUCCAGCGGGCGCCCCGCGGGACAGCCCCAGCGCGGGCGAGGAGGGCAAGCAGCGCACGCUGACCACACUCCUGGAGAAGGUGGAGGGCUGCAGGCACUUGCUGGAGACGCCUGGGCAGUACCUGGUGUACAACGGGGACCUGGUGGAGUAUGAGGCAGAUCACAUGGUGCAACUGCAGCGCGUGCACGGCUUCCUCAUGAAUGACUGCCUGCUGGUGGCCACCUGGCUGCCGCAGCGACGGGGCAUGUACCGCUACAACGCGUUGUACCAACUGGAGGACCUGGCUGUGGUCAAUGUGAAGGACAACCCGCCCAUGAAGGACAUGUUUAAGUUGCUUAUGUUCCCGGAAAGCCGAAUUUUUCAGGCAGAAAAUGCCAAGAUCAAACGAGAGUGGCUGGAAGUGCUGGAGGAAACCAAGAGGGCCCUUAGCGAGAAGACAAGGAGGGAGCAGGAGGAGGCAGCGGCCGCGCGAGGGCCCCCGCAGGUGACUGGCAAGGCCAGCAACCCGUUUGAGGACGAUGACGACGAAGAGCCAGCUGUUCCUGAGGUAGAGGAAGAAAAGGUGGACCUCUCAGUGGAGUGGGUCCAGGAGCUGCCGGAAGACCUGGAUGUCUGUAUUGCCCAGAGGGACUUUGAGGGCGCUGUUGAUCUUCUGGACAAACUGAACCACUACUUAGAAGACAAGCCUAGCUCACCUCCUGUGAAAGAACUCAGGGCCAGAGUGGAUGAGCGUGUAAGGCAGCUCACUGAGGUGCUAGUGUUUGAACUCUCCCCAGAUCGCUCCCUGAGAGGUGGCCCGAAGGCCACUCGCAGGGCAGUUUCUCAGCUAAUCCGGCUGGGCCAGUGCACGAAGGCGUGUGAGCUCUUUCUGAGAAACAGGGCAGCAGCUGUGCACACUGCAAUACGGCAGCUCCGAAUCGAAGGAGCCACCCUCCUCUACAUUCACAAGCUCUGCCAUGUCUUCUUCACCAGCCUGCUGGAGACUGCAAGGGAAUUCGAGACAGACUUUGCAGGCACCGACAGUGGCUGCUACUCCGCCUUUGUGGUCUGGGCAAGGUCAGCCAUGGGCAUGUUUGUGGAUGCUUUCAGCAAGCAAGUGUUUGACAGCAAGGAGAGCCUCUCGACAGCUGCAGAGUGUGUGAAGGUGGCCAAAGAGCACUGCCAGCAGCUGGGGGAGAUUGGGCUGGACCUCACCUUUAUCAUCCAUGCUCUGCUGGUGAAAGACAUCCAGGGGGCCUUGCACAGCUACAAGGAGAUCAUCAUCGAAGCCACGAAACACCGCAACUCGGAGGAGAUGUGGAGGCGGAUGAACCUCAUGACUCCUGAGGCCCUGAGCAAGCUCAAGGAAGAGAUGAGGAGUUGCGGGGUGAGUAACUUUGAGCAGUACACAGGCGAUGAUUGCUGGGUGAACUUGAGCUACACGGUGGUUGCCUUCACCAAGCAGACCAUGGGCUUUCUGGAAGAGGCACUGAAGCUGUAUUUCCCCGAGCUACACAUGGUGCUUCUGGAGAGCCUGGUGGAAAUCAUCCUGGUUGCUGUUCAGCAUGUGGAUUACAGUCUGCGGUGUGAGCAGGAUCCGGAGAAGAAGGCUUUUAUCAGACAGAACGCAUCCUUUCUGUACGAGACAGUCCUCCCUGUGGUGGAGAAGAGGUUUGAGGAAGGUGUGGGGAAACCUGCCAAGCAGCUCCAGGACCUGAGGAACACCUCUAGACUCAUGCGUGUGAACCCCGAGAGUACAACUUCAGUGGUCUGAUGUUUGGGUCUGCUUGUGUGUGCAUACAUAUUGCUUAUGUGUUAUUUAUAUUUAUGUUGUUACAUUAGUAUUUCUGUGAUAAUUUGAAAUAGCUCUCAAAAAUGUAAAAAUCCUUAGAAAUGCAAAAUCAAAAGGAAAAAAGACAUGUUAAUUUAAGUCCAAAUAAUGAAAAUAUAGGAAUUAUUAAAACAUACUAUCUAUGCUUUCCUUUUAAAUUAUGCUAAUUCUUUAAUAGCACGUUCCACUGUAGAACUGCAGUGUAUUUUUGAGUCAAAACAUACUUUCUCAUGCAAGAAAAAAAUGUCUAUAAAUACACAUUAUGUUGUGAAGUUUCCCAGUGCACCAAAAUAUUUCUUUUCUUAAAGGGUAUAGUGCCAUCCAGACCCUGCCUCAUAGAUUUGUCCUCCUUAAACUGUAACUGAACAAUUAGGGAAAAAGAAAGGAGUUGGGAAAAUGUGUCUUGGGAAUUACUUCUUGAAAGUAGCUGUGUGUGGAUGUCAGACAUUUCCAUCCUCACAGAAUACAAGAGGACACUUUCAUGAAAACCAGGAGCUGGGGGCAAGGUGGCUCGUGCUAGUAAUCCCAGUUACUGGAAAGGCUAAGGCCAGUCCAGGCAAUUUAGUGAGACCCUAUCUCAAAAGAAAAUGUCUGGAGAUGUGGUUCAGUGGUGGAACAUCCCUGAAUUUAUCUCCAGUGCUAGGCAGAAAACAAAAACAAGAAACAAAAAAUCACCUUAACAAACAUUUCCAUAAUUUGAAUGGCUGAUUAUUUUCAGUUGCUGAUUAGCAGCUUGAUCUGUUCGGUUUGGAAGCAUCUACUUUGAAAUUGGAAGUAGUACGGGUUUUUUUCCCCCCAACAUAUUUCAGAAAUGUGUAAAUUUCCAGCUGGAGUGUUUAUCAUACUAAAUUUUUAAAAAGUCAUAAUACAAACAAGACACAUUGAGGAACCUUGGCAAUAGCCAGUGACUUUCAGCCCUCCACCACACUUCAGUGCCGGUUACAUUGUAGCUCAGUUUGCAGGCAAAUGAAAAAGUGUCUGUUGAAAUCUGUGGAUUUCAGGGUUUGGGUGGCUGAGGAGUUGGAAAAAAAUGUAGGUCUUACUGUUCUCAAAAAUGACUGCUUUGAGCAAAGAUUUGUUUUAGGUUCUUUUUGUAACAAAGUAAGAGAACAGAGAUGAGGGAAGAAGAAACUCUGUGAAUCCCAGAAUGCUCCCUGCUGCAUUUUCUUUUUUGAGACAGGAUAUUACUAUGUAGUUUGGGGUGGCCUUGAAAUCAUUAGAUAGCCGUGGCUGGUCUUGAACUCAUAGCAGUCUCCUGCCUCAGCCUGCCAAGUGCUGGGAUUAGGCAUGUGCCAUCGUGCCUGGCCUACUUUGUUGUUUUGUUUUUUACUUCCUUGUGUUUAAAAGCACUUCAGAUUAUAAUGCUUAAUUCAUAUUGCUUAGUAAAACAGAAAUAAGAAAUGUGAGCUUCCCAGGGUUUCUAAACCAUGUUUCCACUGUGUACUAACAUUCUUCAUUAUUUGAAAUAAUUGUUUUUGCUGAGAUUUUUUUUUUUUUUUUUUUGGUAGCAUCUUGUGAUUCUUUUCCUUAAGUGCCAUUUGCGAUGUCCAUGAUUUCUAAAGGUCAUUUCUCUUAUCUGAAUAAAAAUGACGGUGUUGAGACUGAAAAUUAUGUGAAACCUAACAUGGAUUCUGAGUAGUGACUCAAGGUUAUAAGACUCUUUAAUUACUCAGAUGCCAGACUAGCACUUUUCUUUUAGCUGUCUUCCCUCCCCACACCAUACUGGGAUUGAACCAUACUGGGAUAUACUGAACUGUAUCACUAGCCCUUUCUUAAAAUCUUGAGACAGGGUCUUGCUAAAUUGGCCAGGCUGGGCUUAAACUUGUAAUCCAUUUUAAACUAUCGAUAUAUAAAAGGUGAGAAGGGCCAGGGGUAAGGAGUAUGUCAAUAAUCUCAGUACUCUGAGAGGCUGAGGCAGGAGGAUUCCAAGUUAAAGCCCCGCCUGGGCAACUUAGUGACUUAGU
This is a messenger RNA of Chinchilla lanigera (long-tailed chinchilla), 4321 nucleotides long. RefSeq names its product exocyst complex component 8 (gene Exoc8). Gene Ontology annotation, cellular component: exocyst. The record is from RefSeq and is a predicted model, not a curated record. Bases 144 to 2300 code for a protein of 718 amino acids. The transcript has a single exon. Lineage: Eukaryota; Metazoa; Chordata; Mammalia; Rodentia; Chinchillidae. Gene Ontology annotation, biological process: Golgi to plasma membrane transport; intracellular protein localization; exocytosis.